Messenger RNA from Bombus pascuorum, 814 nucleotides. RefSeq lists its product as uncharacterized. The transcript is spliced from 4 exons. The record is from RefSeq and is a predicted model, not a curated record. Gene Ontology annotation, biological process: angiotensin-activated signaling pathway. The coding region runs from base 1 to 441 and encodes 146 amino acids. Gene Ontology annotation, cellular component: plasma membrane. NCBI's taxonomy places the organism in Eukaryota, Metazoa, Arthropoda, Insecta, Hymenoptera, Apidae.
AUGUAUGGAAUGUCAUAUUUGUACUACAUAGUUGAACAAUGGAUUUCUAGGAGCAUUCAGGGACAUUGGUGCCCAAGGUCUGUAAUGUUUUACAAUUUUCUUUUCUUCGUUUGUUUAUUGUGGGCUAUUCACAAUAUUGAAUCAGACGAACCACUGCAAUUUGCACUUUUUAUAAAUGUACUAUCCAUUUUUUUUGACAUAGUAACAUUAGCAGUCUAUUUCCCAUCAAUGUAUGUAUCUGAGACGCUUAGUGCAACAAUUAUGAUCAUAAACAUGAUUGUUCGCAUGGUCACAAGCGUAUAUCUUCUACGAAUAGGCCAAGCAAGAGGUGGAUGUCUAUCCACAAUGUUUACUACAGGUCCUGCAAUGGGCUUUGGUCGACAGGAUUACGAGGACAUAUCUCAUCCGAUUCCACAAAAUUCCGAUUUUGCUGGAGUUUAAAAAUACGAUAUGACAUUACUAAAGUUCGAUACGUCGAAAAUUACGCGAUAUCAUUGUCAUAUCUCUCUCGUAAAUCGUAAGAAGUACGCGCACGUAUAAUCACGUUACUGACAUUAGAUACUCCUUUAUUUAUAUAUUUUAGAAUCUCUAACAACGAUGACAUUCAGUGCAAUCUAGAAUUUUUAUUUUAUGUAUAUACGUAUGCAAAUAACGCUCCGUCGAUACGCGAUGACACGAAAAGAACCGUAUAUUAUUAUAUCGUUAUAAUAAAACUUAACUUAACUAUACGUUUCAUACGUCCGACCUAUAGAUUUUAUUCUGUACAAUUAUUUGUACUCGUAACAUGUGAAUAAAAAUUUUCAUUGCAACCGUA